CACCACAAGCACGACACAGUUUAUAAGCGAGGAGGUCAAGCAUGCUGCAUUUCAGCCUCUCCCUCUGGUAUGGAAAGUACAAAAGCUAAAUAGAAGGAAGAGAGAUCGAUAUCUCUAAAGACCUUGGAAAAAUUUCCAAGAAUGGCGUUGAAAGUUCUUUCAGCCCUUGACACUGCAACAACUCAGUUAUACCACUUCAAGGCCAUCGUCAUAGCCGGUAUGGGCCUCUUCACCGAUGCCUACGACCUCUUCUGUAUUCCUCUGAUCAUGGCACUCAUCGCACGUGUAUACUAUGGAAACAUUGAAAAGGAACACGACUCCGUGAAGUACUACUACAAGGCCGUCCCACCCAUCGUCACUUCAAUUAUGCUGGUAAUCGCUCUUUUGGGCACUGCCAUCGGUCAACUCGUGUUCGGUUGGCUUGGCGACCGACUUGGAAGGCGCCGCGUGUACGGGACCGCAUUGAUGAUCAUGGUGCUCAGCUCCAUAGGAUGUGGGUUUUCAAUAUGUACAACGAGGAACUGUGUUUUGAUCAGUCUCGGGUUGUUCAGAUUCUUUUUGGGACUGGGGAUUGGUGGAGACUAUCCCUUGUCGGCUACCAUCAUGUCGGAGUUUGCUAACAAGAGGACACGUGGAACACUCCUGGCCGCAGUUUUCACCAUGCAGGGCUUUGGGAUUUUGUCUGCUUCCACGGUCACGAUGGUGGUAUGCAAGAUAUUUGAUGCUACAUCGGACAUAUCGACGACAGAUCCGACGCCCCAAAAGGCUGAUAUUGCAUGGAGGUUGAUAUUGAUGUUGGGGGCAAUUCCAGCUGCGUUAACGUUCUAUUGGCGUAUGAUGAUGCCGGAAACUGCAAGAUAUACAGCUUUGGUGGAGCAAAAUGUGGUCCAAGCGGCUAAGGACAUGGAGAAAGUGUUGGAAAUUUCAAUGAGUCAGAUUGCGGAAGAGAACCCACUGCCACUAAGUGAACCACCCUAUCCCCUCUUCUCCAAGCAAUUCUUUCGUCACCAUGGUCGUGAUUUGUUCGCUUGUUCCUGCUCAUGGUUUCUUGUCGACAUUGUCUUUUACAGCAUCAAUCUCUUCCAACCUCAGAUAUACGGAAAUCUACCGUAUACAGACAAAAAUGCCUAUCAAGAAGCUUUUGAACUAGCAAAACUCCAAGCAAUUAUCACAGCCUGCUCCACAAUUCCAGGCUACUGGUUCACCGUCUAUUUCAUUGAUCGUGUUGGUAGAGUCAGAAUCCAAACAAUGGGUUUUCUCUUCAUGGCAGCGGUUUCUUUGGCAAUUGGGAUACCCUAUAAGCUACAUUGGCAAGAUCAUCACACAGGUGCUGGUUUCAAGGUCCUCUAUGGCCUUAUCUUUUUCUUCUCAAAUUUCGGACCAAACACCACCACCUUUAUAGUGCCCGCGGAGCUUUUUCCAGCAAGAUUUAGAUCAACUUGUCAUGGCAUUUCUGGGGCUGCUGGCAAGAUCAUUUCUGGGGUGGGGGCAAUUAUUGGUUCCGUUGGAUUUUCCUUGGCUUUACAUACUCAUGAAAAGGAGAAUGGUGAUCCCAACCCAAUUGGAAUGACUGUCACAUGGGUAAUACUUGCCGGAGUUUGUGUUUUGGGAGCGGUGGUGACAUUUUUGCUCACGCCUGAAACUAUGGGAAGAUCAUUAGAGGAGAAUGAGAAUGAUCAUGAUGAACCCAAAGAGCUGUGUUUGCGCAGAAGACUUACAGCUACUACUAGUGUGCGGUCACUCGAUCCGUCGCCCAAUUAACCAUGAAGCUGCUGUGGCCUAGAGAGCCGUCUUUCUGUGUCUCUAAUAUUUACGUGGGUGUGUGUUUUAUUUGAUCACAAGCAUCAUGCUUAAUUAGACUAUCACUAUAAAUUGUAUGUCAUAUGUAAUAUUAUUUCAGAAAAAUCUUUGCAACACAUUUGCGAUGUUGUCAUUAGUUUUUAAAAUAUCUGUUCUGUU
This is a messenger RNA of Alnus glutinosa, 1959 nucleotides long. Its product is annotated as probable inorganic phosphate transporter 1-9. The record is from RefSeq and is a predicted model, not a curated record. Gene Ontology annotation, biological process: transmembrane transport. NCBI's taxonomy places the organism in Eukaryota, Viridiplantae, Streptophyta, Magnoliopsida, Fagales, Betulaceae. The transcript has 4 exons. Gene Ontology annotation, molecular function: transmembrane transporter activity. Bases 142 to 1761 code for a protein of 539 amino acids. Gene Ontology annotation, cellular component: membrane.